AUGCCUCUGCCGGGCCAGUCUCACGCGCGAUCUCAUGCGCUGCUGCUCUUUCAGAAAUUGCUCAAUCUACGCGAUAGUGCCAGCCCGCUCACGCUGGUUCUUGAUACGCUCGAGCAAAGCGGUCGUCCGGUUUUACAGGAAUUCAUUGCGAGGGCCAAGGUUUCGAGGUCCAAGAUCAUCUACAUUUCCUUUGCGACGCUGCGCAAGCCCGCAGACGCCGACGUAUUUGUCCGAGCCCGGGGCAAGUCCAUUGACAGCCUACGGUCCGAGAUUGUAUCUCACUAUGCGGCCAUCACCAAAGGAGCAGGAGGAGGAGCCGCCGGCGCCGCCGCCGGUGGUGCGCAGCAGAAAGUCCUACUCAUAGUGGACUCGCUCAGCCCUCCAUCCUCCCUCUUUGCCUCCCACCUGCCGCACCUCCUCUCCUCCCUCAUCACGGGUCCUUCCGUCUCCCUCGUCGGCCUGUACCACCUGGACGUGCCAGUGGUGCUGCCGGCCACGUUUGGCGAGUACGAACCCCACCCGCUGACGGUCCUCUCGCACCUCGCCACCGCCGUCCUGCGCGUCGGCAGUCUGUACCAAGCCGCCAAGCGCCGCGAGGCCCGGAACCGCAGCCUGCCCGAGCCCGAGUGGGGACUGCACGAGGGUCGCGAGGGCGUGCUGGUCGGCCUCAAGGAAGGAAACGGCUCCGCUGCCGCAACGGCUGCCGGUCUGGUCGUCGAGAUGGAGAUGCGCAGGCGUAGCGGUCGCUCCGUCGGUGAGAAGUUUGUCCUCAUUCCCAGCGAAAAGCUCGGCCUGGGGGGCGCGUCGCGGCUGGCGCUGCUGAGUGAUCAUCCGUUAUUCAAAGAUCCCGUGACUGAUGACGGAGGGGCUGGAGAGGAUGGAGAGGAGCCCGAAUCAACCUUCAGUCUGGGCUUGACUGAGAAGCAGCGAAGGGACCGUGAGGGCAUCGUCUUGCCGUACUUUGAUGCACAGACUGAUAUUGGUGCUGGCGAGGGCGGUAGAAUUCUCUAUGAGAUGGGUCGCGAAGAUGACUUUGACGAUGAGGAAGAUGAAAUCUAG
This is a messenger RNA of Pestalotiopsis fici W106-1, 1059 nucleotides long. RefSeq lists its product as uncharacterized. Lineage: Eukaryota; Fungi; Ascomycota; Sordariomycetes; Amphisphaeriales; Sporocadaceae. The transcript has 2 exons. Bases 1 to 1059 code for a protein of 352 amino acids. Gene Ontology annotation, cellular component: elongator holoenzyme complex; nucleus; cytosol. Gene Ontology annotation, biological process: tRNA wobble uridine modification. The record is from RefSeq and is a predicted model, not a curated record. Gene Ontology annotation, molecular function: tRNA binding.